Linum tenue is the source of this 1964-nucleotide messenger RNA. Lineage: Eukaryota; Viridiplantae; Streptophyta; Magnoliopsida; Malpighiales; Linaceae. The record is from the annotation of a GenBank genome assembly.
AGCAGAUAAUCAAUUCUUAAACCCCAAAAGCCAUGUGAUUCUAAUCCCAAUCACACCCACAUGAACUAAAUAAAACUAUGCCUACGCGUAAUCUGGUUUGAAUUUUCUCAGCAACCCACUUUUUUUUCCUUCUCCCCUUUACUAAUCUAUUACUUCUUAGAAACAUUGACUUCCCCAAAAACAAAAUUAAAUGCUCUCUCCCCUUUAGAGUCCAAGCUUCAAUCAUUCACUCUCCUAAAAGGAAACCAACCAGAAAAAAACCAAAGGAAUCAAAAGGAAAGAAGAGCCGAUUUUUUCCAAACCUGAAGUGUUGCAGGGGGUUUGAAUUGGUCAGCACUUUUCACUUUGGACCCUUCCCAAUCCCAAAUCUCUCUACUCCACCACUACCACACACACACUCAAACAAGCUCUUCUUCAAUAUCCUCUUCUGGGUGACCAAAGACUAGUCCAAGAAUUGAAUAAAAUAACUCGGUUUCUCUCCACAGUCAAAUAUUCAAACUUCCAACAGUGUCCACCAUGUGUGCAUGUAUAUAUAUAGCUCAUGGAUCCCUUCUUCACUCUCCAUCCUACCUUCUCUUCUUCCAAACCCACCAAGCAGAAGCAAAAAAGAUUCAAACUUUCUGCUACCCAUUACCGUUUUCGGGUUCUUACUUCUCACUCAAGGUACUUCCAUGGUAUUGGGUGUUCUUCCUGAUUCAUAUUCCCAACUCUGGUCAUCCCAAUUCUCUGAUCACAGCAGCAUUCUGCAGAAGUUUGAAGCUUUGGCUUCUGACGAACCAAGUGGCUCGAUUCUAGAUUAUGCUUGAAGGCUGCUGACGCUGCUUGUCGGUUUGUUUCUGUUGGAGAUUGGCUGGUUCAUAAAAAAGUUGGGGUAGCCAAAGAAAAGAAAGAGCAGACUGAUGGAAGGAGGAGGGUGGAGCUGGGAACAGAGAACACUGGUGAAUGAGCUGAUCCAAGGGAUGGAAUUUGCAAAACAGCUGAGCUUUCAUCUCGAGGGGUCAUCUUCGGUUGAGAAUGCUGAGAUUUUGGUGCAGAGGAUCUUGUCUUCUUAUGAGAAGGCUCUGCUGAUUCUCAAUUGGAGUGGAUCAGUUGGACAUCAACCUCUGCAAGCUGCUGCUGUUACUGCACCAGUAGCUGCUGCAGCUACUGGUUCUGGUUCUGGGGUUCCUGGAUCUCCAUUGUCUACGAAUGGAAGUCCUAGGAGUGAGGAUUUUGAUGGAACCAAGGAUCAUCAAGCUCCCAUUAAUGCCUCCAAGAAGAGAAAGACAAUGCCCAGGUGGACAGAUCAAGUUAAAGUCAGCUCUGAGAAUGGAUUGGAAGGUCCAAUUGAUGAUGGCUAUAGCUGGAGGAAGUAUGGCCAGAAAGACAUUCUAGGAGCCAAAUAUCCCAGAAGCUAUUAUAGGUGCACAUACAGGAACACACAAAACUGCUGGGCUAUCAAGCAAGUUCAGAGAUCAGAUGAAGAUCCUACCAUCUUUGAGGUCACAUAUAGGGGACAACACAGCUGUUCCUUUGGCCAACAGCAAACAGUUGCAACACCACCAGCAGCAUCGCCAGAGAAAAAAGAACAGAUCAAGCACAACUUCAGCAGCAGCAAUCAACAGCAGCCACCGCCUGGAGAAGCUUUGCUUAACUUGCAGAAGGGUCUGAAAGUUGAUACUCGGGAUUUGGACAAGAGAGAGGCAGUGCCUUUCGCUUUUCCUUCCACAUAUGAAUGCCAAAAUAGCAACUUCUCCCAGUCGUUUCUCUCACCAGCCACGCCAGAACCAAACUACUACCAUGUUUCUCCAUUUGUGAACAGCUCUGGAUGGGCACAGACUUUGCAGCAUUCGGAUUCAGAUUUGGCUGAGAUACUCUCAGCUCAAACUUCAGCUACCAGUUCUCCAAUGCUGGACUUGGAUUUCCAACUUGAGCCAUUCGAACUGGUUCCGAGCUUCUCGUACGCCCCCGGAUAUUUCUCUUGA